AUGCCCGCCCUGCUGCUGCUCGGGACCGUCGCGCUGCUAGCCUCCGCCGCGGGCCCGGCGGGGGCGCGCCCAUCCAACGACACGAGCGCAGUGGCCCCGGGCCCGCUGCCCGCGCUUCUCGCGCACCUGCGGCGCCUGACCGGGGCUCUGGCGGGAGGCGGAAGCGCGGCAGGCACCAGCGCCAAUGCCACCAAGACCAGCCCCGCGGGUGGCACGGGCGCGGCAGCACGGGCGCCCCCUCCGGCCGAGCUCUGCCAUGGCUACUACGAUGUCAUGGGCCAGUACGACGCCACCUUCAACUGCAGCACCGGCUCCUACCGCUUCUGCUGUGGCACCUGCCACUACCGUUUCUGCUGCGAGCACCGCCACAUGCGCCUCGCGCAGGCCUCCUGCUCCAACUACGACACCCCACGCUGGGCCACCACGCCCCCGCCGCUGGCUGGAGGCGCCGGGGGCGCUGGGGGUGCGGGUGGGGGGCCAGGGCCGGGCCAGGCAGGGUGGCUGGAAGGGGGCCGGGCCGGGGGCGCUGGGGGACGUGGGGGAGAGGGCCCAGGGGGCAGCACAGCCUACGUGGUGUGCGGAGUCAUCAGUUUCGCCCUGGCGGUAGGCGUCGGUGCCAAAGUGGCCUUCAGCAAGGCGUCACGUGCGCCCAGGGCGCACCGGGAGAUCAACGUGCCCAGAGCUCUGGUGGAUAUUCUCAGGCAUCAAGCGGGACCUGCAACCCGCCCGGACCGGGCCAGAAGCAGUUCUCUGACCCCAGGGCUGGGAGGCCCAGACAGCAUGCCCCCCAGGACGCCCAAGAACCUUUACAACACCAUGAAGCCCUCCAACCUUGAUAACCUGCACUACAACGUCAACAGCCCCAAGCACCGCGCCGCCACACUGGACUGGCGUGCUAUGCCACCACCCAGCCCCUCCUUGCACUACUCCACGCUGUCCUGCUCUCGAUCCUUCCACAACCUCUCUCAUCUUCCCCCAUCCUAUGAGGCUGCUGUGAAAUCAGAAUUGAAUCGGUACUCUUCCCUCAAGAGAUUGGCUGAGAAAGAUCUGGAUGAAGCCUACCUGAAGCGCAGACAUCUGGAGAUGCCGCGUGGAACGCUGCCCUUGCAUGCACUCCGGCGGCCUGGCACUGGAGGUGGCUACCGCAUGGAUGGCUGGGGUGGCCCUGAGGAGCUGGGCCUGACACCAGCACCCAACCCCCGGCGGGUUAUGUCCCAAGAGCACCUGCUGGGUGAUGGUGGCCGAGCUUCCCGCUAUGAGUUCACGUUGCCUCGAGCACGCCUGGUGUCUCAAGAACACCUGCUGCUGUCUUCACCGGAGGCGCUUCGCCAGAGUCGCGAGCACCUGCUGUCACCCCCACGAAGUCCUGCGCUGCCCCCAGAUCCCACCACCCGGGCCAGCCUGGCUGCCUCGCACUCCAACCUGCUGCUGGGGCCUGGGGGCCCCCCCACACCUCUGCAUGGGUUGCCUCCAUCAGGCCUGCACGCCCACCAUCACCAUGCCCUUCACGGCUCUCCUCAGCCAGCCUGGAUGUCUGAUGCGGGCGGGGGUGGGGGCACACUGGCCCGCAGGCCACCCUUCCAGCGCCAGGGCACCCUGGAGCAGCUGCAGUUCAUUCCUGGGCACCACUUGCCCCAGCAUCUGCGCACUGCCAGCAAGAACGAAGUGACUGUUUGA
Molecule: messenger RNA, 1677 nt
Organism: Grammomys surdaster
Lineage: Eukaryota; Metazoa; Chordata; Mammalia; Rodentia; Muridae
Gene: Shisa7
Product: shisa family member 7
Exons: 5
Coding region: 1-1677 (558 amino acids)
Biological process (GO): regulation of AMPA receptor activity; regulation of short-term neuronal synaptic plasticity
Cellular component (GO): postsynaptic membrane; postsynaptic density; AMPA glutamate receptor complex
Source: RefSeq, a predicted model, not a curated record